UCAGUAUAGUAAGUCUAUUGGGAUGAGACAGUGAGACAGGGGACCACUACAGGAAGAAUAGUUCCACGACUUGUAGUGGUGUUCUAGACUCUUUAAAAAGUGCAUCUACUUUUAUCUUUCGGCUGACUUGUUGACGACGUGAUGGAGUACAAAACAGAGGUUCGAUGUCUACAGUUCUGGGUUCUCGCCUUCUCGGUCGGAACCACUCUGGCCUUCUAUCUCAUAGCAGACUAUUAUAUGGACCCUGGUGUCAGCAAUGCCUUCGGUGGGAUAUGUAACAAACGUGUGGAGGACGCAUGCGUGUAUGUAAACAGUCACAUCAACCCACUGUACAUGUGGGAUUAUGAUGAUAAUGUUGACUGUGUGAUGACGCUUGACGCGGGUUCCAUGGCAUCAGCAAAGUUUAAGGUGGAAUGGCACCACUUCAAUGUCCAGCAUUCCACUUCCUGUACGGCCGACUAUUUGUCGAUAUACGAUGCGGAUAUGACGGAUAUCAGUAACUCGUCCCUCCUGAUUGGUAAAUUCUGUGGUGGUGUGGUGAACAUCACCGGCUACCCUACUCAACGAUACCUCACUUUCCAAUUCCACACUGACGGGUCGGCUAACGACAUUGGCUGGAGACUCAGAGCCACGCGCUAUGAAGCACCUCCCUGUCAGGAUGAUGAGUAUCUGUGUCCCAGUGAGAACAUCUGUAUCGAUGGUCGACUCAAGUGUGACGGUACCUACCAGUGUGCGGAUCUAACAGACGAGAACGACUGUACAUUUACUGAAGAGUUCAUCGGCGCUUUUCUCGCGCUUGGAAUGGGAGGACUGGUCGGUGUGGGGAUUGGCUGUAUUGGAGGCUGUGUGGCGAUAUGGGUAGUCGUCGGGGCAUUUACCUGCUGUAAGAAAUGCUGUAAGGUGUGCUGUUUCAAGUGCUGCUGCUGGUGGCCGUGCUGUAAGGGCCGCUGUGGAAAUCCACCCGCAAACUCAAAGGUAGGGCCGCAGGAGGUCGACGAGUGGGGCGAUGACUUCAAAAAAACAGCAAUGGAAGACGACAUAGCGAUAGUGGAUGAGGACAACGGCAAUGACUUCGGUAAUGACAACGAGGCGAACAAUGAAACCGAGCUGGGAGAAGAAGCCAUGGAGAUGACAAAAGAUGUUGAUGGUGGACGGCACACCUCCAUGUCUGGAGUUGGAACCGUCAAGGAAGAGGGACUGACGCAGGUCGUGUAGGGCGUUAUGACGUCACAUUGGAUACAUAGGUCAACAAUGGUUGAACCUGUAAGGUAAACAAUGGUUGAGAAUAGCAAGAGAGAAUAUCUACGGGAAUAUUAUAUUCCAUGCGAAAGUCGCUGAGAGUCAUCCGUACGAUUCGAUGGAUCUAAUCUUCUGUUCUAUAAACUGUUGACACUUUCAACUUCUACGCAAAUAUUUCUGUGUUAGCCUAAGUUCUGUACUUUUUCUGUUUUCUGUGAUCGAAUGAUUUCUACACUGAAUGAUUAUUUAUAUAUGUCUGUCUAUGGAGUCUAAUUUAAAGGUAGUGGGUGUGGAAAUUGUCACCCGGAAACAAAAGUAAAUCAACAAGAAAAAGUCACUUUUA
This is a messenger RNA of Pecten maximus, 1582 nucleotides long. Its product is annotated as suppressor of tumorigenicity 14 protein homolog. Gene Ontology annotation, molecular function: protein binding. Lineage: Eukaryota; Metazoa; Mollusca; Bivalvia; Pectinida; Pectinidae. The record is from RefSeq and is a predicted model, not a curated record. The coding region runs from base 142 to 1215 and encodes 357 amino acids. The transcript has 5 exons.